Molecule: messenger RNA, 866 nt
Organism: Heteronotia binoei (common prickly gecko)
Lineage: Eukaryota; Metazoa; Chordata; Lepidosauria; Squamata; Gekkonidae
Gene: METRN
Product: meteorin, glial cell differentiation regulator
Exons: 4
Coding region: 1-816 (271 amino acids)
Biological process (GO): glial cell differentiation; positive regulation of axonogenesis
Molecular function (GO): hormone activity
Source: RefSeq, a predicted model, not a curated record
AUGAAUGGCCUGUCGCAAGAAUCAGGCAGCGUGGAACAGAUCUCGUUGCACUGCGCAGAGGGAUCGCUGGAGUGGCUGUAUCCUGCGGGAGCCUUGCGCCUGAGUCUCUUUCCUCGCCUUUCCACGGGCUCCACGGGCAAAGAGAAGAGCCCACGCCGCGUCACGGCCUGCAUCAAAUCAUCCAGCAGCUUCCGCGGGGCUCAGAUCUACCUGGAGAGGGACGGUGUCUUGGAGCUCCUGCUCUCGGAGGCCGAUGCGGUGUUGCAGCCCAAGGUGCGCUGCUUCAGCUGGCUGCCCAAGGAGAAGGUGGCACUGUUCCUCCAGUCCACCCUCCACCAGGACAUCAGCCGCCGGAUCGCCGCCUUCCGCUAUGAGCUGAGGGGCGACUGGAACUCUCGCUUCUCUUGGCCGUCCGGCAACCUCAGCACGGAAGAUGCAGGGGCCUGCCGUCCGUGCAACAACACCGAGAUCCUGAUGGCUGUUUGUACUAGUGAUUUUGUCAUUCGAGGCAACAUCCGGACAGUCUCCAAUGAUGUGGAAUUACAAGAAUCCAUCAUCAACGUGAGUGCCACCCGCAUCCACCGCCAGAAAUGCGCCUUGUUCCAGCCGGCUGGCAAGUACGGGAAGUCAGCUGGCAGUAUCCGUACCCUGCUGCGGUGUGGAGUGAAACCUGGACCCGGCAGCUUCUUAUUCACGGGGUGGUUGCACUUUGGGGAGGCAUGGCUCAGCUGUGCCCCUCGCUACAAAGACUUCCGCCAGAUCUACGAGGACGCGCGGCAGGCUCGCGAGAACCCCUGCGAAGUCUCGUUGGACUGAUUUGGGGCACAGGGGAAAAGAAUGGAACCUGGCUUCCGAUUUGGGAAGGG